GCGUUAGUUACGCUCACAACCGGCAUUGAUCGAUAAAAUUGCUCAGCUACAAACAUAAUAAACUCAAAAUACUCGUCGAAAGUGUGACGGUGAAAAAUUAUCAGAAUUUUGCGAAAUAUCAUUUAAUCGCAAAUGAAGUGUCGAAGCGUAAAGUGCAUGAGGAGCUCGCUUAGAAUUUUCAAUUCAAAGAAGAAGAGAAAAAUACAAACAAAAAUUCAAAUCAUUACGAAUAUAACAGAAAAUUAGAAAAAGAAAAACAGCAAAGAAAGCAAUCAAAUCAAUUAUUGUGAGUGAACGAACGUAGGAGGGAGGUGUUUUUGUGAUCUUGAGAAAGUAUGAACCCCAUAUUCCCGCCGAGCUUCUCACAACCGGUUCAGCCACCUCAGUGCAAAUCUGUACAAUUAGCCCAUCAGCUUAUGGACAGCACCACCAUGGCCACACAAUUUAGUCGCCGCUUCGAACAGCUAUUACACUCCGAGAAAUUCUACGACUGUGUUUUCCACAUUGCCGGCGGGGCACAGCUGAAGUGUCAUAAAUUAAUAUUGUCCACAGCGAGCCCAGUAUUCGAAGCCAUGUUCUAUGGACCAUUGCGCGAGCAACAACAAGAAAUCGAAAUACUCGAUAUAAGCGCUGAGAUAUUUCAAAUGCUACUAAAUUACAUAUACGCCGGUACCAUUGACUUUGAGCUGCUCUCACUGGAAGAGGCUAUCGAGCUUUACUAUUGUGCUGAGAAAUAUUUAGUUGCAGAUUUGUCGCAGAGUUGCCUGCUGGCGAUAGCACGUAAGCUGCGCUACACUAAUAUACUACCCGCUUUGGAGCUUUGCGUAUGCAUGGAAUUGCGUGAUUUGUUGGAAGUGUGUAUGUCAUUUUUCACGCGCUGCUGUCUGAAUAAUCCGCAAUAUAUGACGUCACACAAGCGUCACUAUGUACAUGUUUCCAAGGAGUGCAUAAAGGCAAUAAUAGCGGCAAAUAAAGGAGAGAAGACAAGCAAACAGCUGCUCUGGUUCGUCUAUGAAUGGUGUCAGCAGGAAUGCCACGAGCUCGGUCUACAGCAGGAGGACUGCGCAUUGAUUAUCAGCGAUCUACAAUUACCAACAGCUGGCGAUGUGGAGUGCGACUACAAAGCACUCAAAGCACAACGCGAACAAUGCAACUCAAUCGAACGGAGUUAUUUCAAAGCAUGCCGUCCCUUUACCAUAGAUCAGGAUAACUACACAUGGACCGUAUAUGUAAAGUGUAAUCGCUUUAUAGCUCUACGUGGACUUAUUAUAUGUAGUCGUCUUACACCGAAUCUAUCACCACCACUGGCGCACUAUGCGCUCAACGCCCAGCCCAGCGAGUACAGCGAAAAUUUACAAAUUGAAAUCUUAGCACCCGCGCGUAAUGCCAACGAUGAUCAACAACAGCCGCAGCACGCCGUCGAUGGUAGUGAUGGUGAAAGUGAAGAAAGCGAUCAAGAAGCCAAUGCCGAGACUGUUAUUUGGCAACAUAAAGUUACAAAACAACCGACAAGAUAUAAUUGUGAUAUGAAUAUCGAGUGGGGAGAUGGUCUGAUGAUAACACCCGAUAUUGAGUAUAAAAUCAGGCUGAUAUGGCGUACAGAUGCAUUUGGUUCUGAGUAUCCGUGUAGUUUGCAAUCCUUCCUGGUGGAUGGCAUACGCUUUAGAGAUGUGCCAUUGCAAGCGGGCAGCUUAGUGAAGGGUUUAAAAUUUACAAAUUUAGUUGAAUAAGUAAUAGCUUAGUAGAUACAUAAAUAUAUGUAUUUAUGUACAUGUAUGUAUGUCGAGUGAAGAGCAAGCACUCGUUAAUGCUGUUUUUUUCUGUUCGGGUGAUAAGAUAGCAAUGAAAAUUACUAAGUUUUAGCAAGAAGAGGAGAGUAUAGUCUUUGGUCAAUCCAUUCUGAGCAAAAUUACAUCAUUUGAAACAAUACUGGCGCACGAUAGUAAUGUAGAAAGAACGAAGUGAUCACCCAGUAUUGGUGCAAAGCAUCUCAUCAAUCGGAGUUCAAAUACGGCAUAUGAAAAAAAAAACAUUAAUAAAAUUAAAGUGCAUAUAAAGUCGAGUUUCGUGCAUUGAUAAUUCUUUAAUUUUAAAUUUUUUUUUUGCACAACAAAUGAAUUUUUAGGUAUUCAAAAUUGUACGAGAUUCUUCAAAAUUUCUGUAAAGAAAAGAAGUAAAAAUAUUAAGCUGCCUUUAUACGGGACGAUUUCUAUCGACAGGCAAAUCAGAUAAAUAAAUCGACUGGAGAACUUACACCAAGGCUGCAUCGUAACUAUAAAUUUUUUUGUGUUAAUCUAAACAUUUUUAUCGUUUCGGUUGAAACAUUUGGA
This is a messenger RNA of Ceratitis capitata (Mediterranean fruit fly), 2330 nucleotides long. RefSeq lists its product as uncharacterized. Gene Ontology annotation, biological process: neurogenesis. The record is from RefSeq and is a predicted model, not a curated record. Lineage: Eukaryota; Metazoa; Arthropoda; Insecta; Diptera; Tephritidae. Bases 336 to 1730 code for a protein of 464 amino acids. Gene Ontology annotation, cellular component: P-body; cytosol. The transcript has 2 exons. Gene Ontology annotation, molecular function: protein binding.